AUGCCUCACUCAGUUACACCAUCCAUAGAACAAGAUUCGUUAAAAAUUGCCAUUUUAGGUGCUGCCGGUGGUAUCGGGCAGUCGUUAUCGCUGCUUUUGAAAGCUCAGUUGCAAUACCAGUUAAAGGAGAGCAACCGGAGCGUUACCCACAUUCAUCUGGCUCUUUACGAUGUCAACCAAGAAGCCAUCAACGGUGUUACCGCCGACUUGUCUCAUAUAGACACCCCCAUUUCCGUGUCGAGCCACUCUCCUGCAGGUGGCAUUGAGAACUGUUUGCAUAACGCUUCUAUUGUUGUCAUUCCUGCAGGUGUUCCAAGAAAACCUGGCAUGACUCGUGAUGACUUAUUUAACGUGAAUGCUGGUAUCAUUAGCCAGCUCGGUGAUUCUAUUGCAGAAUGUUGUGAUCUUUCCAAGGUCUUCGUUCUUGUCAUUUCCAACCCUGUUAAUUCUUUAGUCCCAGUGAUGGUUUCUAACAUUCUUAAGAACCAUCCUCAGUCUAGAAAUUCCGGCAUUGAAAGAAGGAUCAUGGGUGUCACCAAGCUCGACAUUGUCAGAGCGUCCACUUUUCUACGUGAGAUAAACAUUGAGUCAGGGCUAACUCCUCGUGUUAACUCCAUGCCUGACGUCCCUGUAAUUGGCGGGCAUUCUGGCGAGACUAUUAUUCCGUUGUUUUCACAGUCAAACUUCCUAUCGAGAUUAAAUGAGGAUCAAUUGAAAUAUUUAAUACAUAGAGUCCAAUACGGUGGUGAUGAAGUGGUCAAGGCCAAGAACGGUAAAGGUAGUGCUACCUUAUCGAUGGCCCAUGCCGGUUAUAAGUGUGUUGUCCAAUUUGUUUCUUUGUUAUUGGGUAACAUUGAGCAGAUCCAUGGAACCUACUAUGUGCCAUUAAAAGAUGCGAACAACUUCCCCAUUGCUCCUGGGGCAGAUCAAUUAUUGCCUCUGGUGGACGGUGCAGACUACUUUGCCAUACCAUUAACUAUUACUACAAAGGGUGUUUCCUAUGUGGAUUAUGACAUCGUUAAUAGGAUGAACGACAUGGAACGCAACCAAAUGUUGCCAAUUUGCGUCUCCCAGUUAAAGAAAAAUAUCGAUAAGGGCUUGGAAUUCGUUGCAUCGAGAUCUGCAUCAUCUUAA
This is a messenger RNA of Saccharomyces cerevisiae S288C, 1134 nucleotides long. It is a transcript of the gene MDH2, whose product is annotated as malate dehydrogenase MDH2. NCBI's taxonomy places the organism in Eukaryota, Fungi, Ascomycota, Saccharomycetes, Saccharomycetales, Saccharomycetaceae. Gene Ontology annotation, cellular component: intracellular organelle lumen; cytoplasm. Gene Ontology annotation, molecular function: L-malate dehydrogenase (NAD+) activity; oxidoreductase activity; catalytic activity. The transcript has a single exon. Gene Ontology annotation, biological process: tricarboxylic acid cycle; malate metabolic process. The record is from RefSeq and is marked reviewed. The coding region runs from base 1 to 1134 and encodes 377 amino acids.